CAUUUGUCACCAAAUCCGCUAGAUUACGGGAUACAGAACCUCGCGGAUGAAAGAGAAGACUGAAGAGUACAAUUUUCAGUUAUAUGUUUUAAUUUUCUUUAGGAUAUCAUGGUGUUGCAUCACUUGGUUUACUUUGACCUGGAAGCUUCUUGAAUCGUAGACUUUUUGGUCCUCAUUCAAGGUGGGAAAGAGCACGGCAGUUCACAAUUGCUGGGCUAGUGAUUCUUCAGAGUUGAAGAACAACAACCGCUUCCUUUACUACUUUGCCCUGUGACAGCCGAUUCAAUUGACGGAUAUCGCUACUAUGCCAGGCUGCGUCCAUUUUUACUUUGUUGAUUCAGAGUCCAACUCAGGCCGUAUGAUGUGAAGUCCGCCUAUCACCCCAACAACAAAUGGGGCUUGCCGUAAUCGAAUUUGUAACGUUGUUGCUGAAGUAACCUCACUGACUGAAAUUUGUAUGUUUCUAGCUAAUGUGUUAGCAAAGAGUGAGUUGGGACGACGGGGUACAAAAACCCUUAUCAUACCCCCACUCUAAGGGUACUUUGCAGUUGGUUACAUUGUGGAAUAACGUUAUGCCAAACCAAGGAGGUUGAAAGAAAACACACCUGAGGUCGCUUGCUAUUAGAUAACUGGCUAUAAGAAAUUCAAAAGAAAGAAGCCUGAAAUCUCUGAAGAAUGCGAUAACUAGGCCUAUUGCUUUGGGGUACUGGAGAUACCGAAAACAAAUCCAUUGUUGUUAUUUCACAAGAAGAUCUCAAGACUGAAAAUGUCCUUCUUUAAUUUCCGGAAAAUAUUUAAAUUGGGAGCUGAAAAGAAGAAAAAACAAUAUGAACACGUACACAGAGACGCGAAUCCGGAGGAAAUCUGGAACAUCAUCGGUGAACUUGGGGACGGUGCCUUUGGUAAAGUUUACAAGGCCCAAAACAAACAGACUGGCGUUCUGGCCGCCGCCAAGGUGAUUGACACUAAAUCGGAAGAGGAGCUGGAGGACUACAUGGUAGAGAUCGACAUCUUGGCAUCAUGUGAUCACAAAAACAUCGUCAAGCUAUUGGACGCCUUCUACUUUGAAAAUAAGCUCUGGAUCCUCAUUGAGUUCUGUGCAGGAGGAGCAGUGGAUGCUGUGAUGCUGGAGCUGGAGCGUCCGCUGACGGAGCCUCAGAUCCGCGUGGUGUGCCGGCAGACCCUGGAAGCGCUCAUCUACCUCCACGACAUCAAGGUCAUCCACCGCGACCUCAAGGCCGGCAACAUCCUCGUCACCCUGGAAGGAGACGUCAAGCUGGCGGACUUUGGUGUGUCGGCCAAAAACACUAAAACACUCCAGAGAAGAGACUCCUUCAUUGGGACGCCUUACUGGAUGGCUCCGGAGGUGGUGAUGUGCGAGACGUCCAAGGACCGGCCGUACGACUUCAAGGCCGACGUCUGGUCCCUGGGCAUCACGCUGAUCGAGCUGGCCCAGGUGGAGCCCCCCAACCACGAGAUGAACCCCAUGCGCGUGCUGCUCAAGAUCGCCAAGGCCGAGCCGCCCACGCUCAUGCAGCCCUCCAAAUGGUCACCGGAGUUCAGAGAUUUCCUCAGGCGAGCCCUCGAUAAAAAUGUGGACAACAGAUGGAGCCCGGUGCAGCUUCUUCAGCACCCGUUUGUGGCCAGCGUGAUGGACAACAGACCGCUCAGGGAGCUCAUCGCAGAAGCCAAGGCCGAGGUCUGGGAGGAGAUUGAGGUGUCCAAGGAGGAAGAGGAGGAGGAAGACCACGAUGCCCAGCAGCUUCCUGGACACAAGCGCGCAUCAUCUGACGCCAGCGUUGCCAGCUCCGAGGACGAGAAGCUCUCCCAGUCCCCCUCCAUCCUCGAGUCCGUCCCUGAGAAGGCCGAGCCAGAUGUCCCCGUCCCCGUCCCUGCCUCCGCCCCUGCCCCUGUACCUGCUGUCGGGGCAGCCGUCACGGAUGUAGCCAAAGCAGAGGUCCCCGAACCUGUGGAGAACCACAUCCAGGAGCCUGCUCAAGCAGAGGAGCCCUCCGUCAAGGUUGAGGAGAACAUGGAGAAGGAAGAGGCGAUCAAGAAGGAGGAAGAGGAGAUCAAGAAGGAGGAGGAGGAGAUCGAGAAGGAGGAGGAGGAGAUCGAGAAGGAGGUGGAGAGGCCUGGAGCUCCAGUAGACUCAGAGGAGCCCAAGUCAGAGGAGGCGAGGGAGAUAGAACCUCCUGCAGUCGUGGAGGAGCCAGAGCCUGAGGCAGUGGAGGAGGCUCCUGAGGUCAGCCCUGCAGCACCGGAGGAGGUGGACAGAAGGAGGUGGAGGAGAAGGAGGCGUCUCCGGAACCUCCAGCUAACACGGAAAGCGAGAAGGAAGUGGACGAGACCCAGGCCGUGGCCGAGAAGGAGCCGGAGGAGGAGGCACCGGCCACAGCAGAGCUCACGCAACCAGACUCCCCCGCGGUUCCCCCGGCUGCCCCCGCGACGGUGCUCACGCCCCCGGCGUCACCAGCGCAGAAAACUCCAGAAGAGGAGAAACCCACGUCCCCAGGUGACAAGGGCACGCCGGUCAAACCCCGCUACGAGCGGGAGAAGGAUCGGGAGAAGAAGGACAAGGACAAGGACUCGGACUCAGGAACUGGAUCGACCUCGGAGAACAGCAGCGUGGACCUCAACCUGUCCAUCUCCAGCUUUAUGGCGAAGAACAAGGAGGCCAACUCCAUUAGCGUACAGGAGGGCGAAGCGACAGAAGAAGACGCUGAAGAAGACUCGUAAAUUCAUGGUCGACGGCGUGGAGGUGAGCGUGACGACGUCGAAGAUCAUCACGGACAACGACACUAAGAACGAGGAGAUGCGCUUCCUGAGGCGUCAGGAGCUGCGUGAGCUGCGUCUGCUGCAGAAGGAGGAGCAGAGGGCCCAGCAGCAGCUCAGCAACAAGCUGCAGCAGCAGCGCGAGCACAUCUACAGACGCUUCGAGCAGGAGACCACGAGUAAAAAGCGCCAGUACGACCAGGAGGUGGAGAACCUGGAGCGUCAGCAGAAGCAGACCAUCGAGCGUCUGGAGCAGGAGCACACCAACCGGCUGCGCGAAGAGGCCAAGCGCAUCAAGGCCGAGCAGGACAAGGAGCUGUCGAAGUACCAAAACAUGCUAAAGAACCGCAAGAAAGAGGCCAAACAGGACGUUGGACUGUCACCCAAACACGUGAGAAAUGUAAUCAUGAAACGCAUUAGAGAGGACCUAAUCCAAACGCCGCACGAAGAGUUCCUGCAGAAGCAGCAGCAGGAGCUGGACAGCGCCCUGAAGAAGAUCAUCCAGCAGCACAAGCACGAGCUGGCCACCAUCGAGAGGGACUGCCUCAACCACAAGCAGCAGCUGCUCAGAGCUCGUGAGGCAGCAAUGUGGGAGCUGGAAGAGCGCCACCUGCAGGAGAAGCACCAGCUGCACAAGCAGCAGCUGAAGGACCAGUACUUCAUGCAGAGGCACCAGCUGCUCAAGAGGCACGAGAAGAUGGAGCAGAUGCAGCGCUACAACCAGCGCCUGAUCGAGGAGAUGAAGAGCAGGCAGACGGCGGAGCGCGGCCGCCUGCCCAAGAUCCAGCGCAGCGAGGCCAAGACGCGCAUGGCCAUGUUCAAGAAGAGCCUCCGCAUCACCUCCUCCACCGUCUCGCCGGAGCAGGAGCGCGAGAAGAUCAAACAGUUUGCAGCCCAGGAGGAUAAGAGGCAGAAGAAUGAGCCUCAGCACCAGCACGAGAACCAGAUGAGAGAUCUGCAGCUGCAGUGUGACGCCAACAUCAGAGAGCUGCAACAGCUCCAGAAUGAGAAGUGCCAUCUGCUGAUUGAGCACGAGACCCAGAAGCUGAAGGAGCUGGAUGAUGAGCACAGCCAGGAGCUCAAGGAGUGGAGGGAGAAGCUGCGGCCACGCAAGAAGGCCCUGGAGGAGGAGUUUGCGCGGAAGAUGCAGGAGCAGGAGGUCUUCUUCAAGAUGAGCGGCGAGUCUGAGUGCCUCAACCCCUCAGCGCAGAGCCGCAUCUCCAAGUUCUACCCAAUCCCCAGCGUCCACUCCACGGGCUUCUAACACACACAUACAUACACACACACACACACACACACACACACACACACACACUGGGGCAUACAUACAUGCACAGACUCUCUCAUACACACACACAAACGCAGACACACAAACGCAGACACACACAUACUGGAGCAGCAAUGCACACUACAGGCCGCCACAGGUGGAGCUGCACCUCUGCUGCCUUGACCCUUGACCCCUGACCCCUCUCCACCCAGUAACUGUGAGGUGACAGAAGAAGGAACCACUCUUUAGGAUUUUACUCGUUCCCACUCUCUCACACCGAUUCAUUUUCUCUCUCUCUCUCUCUCUCUGUCUGUCUCUCUCUCUCUCUGUCUCUCUGUCUUUCUCUCUCUCUCCCCUUUUCCCUGUUAUUCUAUUUUUAUUUUGGUUAAUUUUUCUUCUCUUUUUUUUUUGUGAGACACUCCACACAUUAAAUUGACAGCAUUGGUAUUUGAGAAUGGUUGGAAAGAUUCACUCUUAUUUUGUUCUUGACACGCACAAAAAAAUCCUAGUGCCUAAACAAAAUGAAAUCGACUUUUUAUAGGGUUGGUGGAGAAAGUAAACUGCUGCUGAAUUAUUGUUUUUACUCCAAGUUCUUUACACAGUAGCAGCUUAACCCGUCUAGUACCUCAGCCACAGUAGCAAAUGAUGAGCACAAACCAAAACAUACAAAAAAUAAAUAAAUACAUUAUAAAUAGUCAUUUAUUUUGUAACCAGUGCAGCCCCUAAUCAUCGAACAAAUUCGAGGUGGAAGAAGAUGGCACCUUAUUGUCAAUAGCACAGAGGGGGGUGAGUGCAGGUUGUUCUGCAGUCUGAACAAAUCUGAAGAAAUCCAUUAAGGUCCUGAUGAAGCAUAUCUUUUUUGUAGUAGGCAAGAAUACAAAAUAAAAAUAAAAAGCUGUCUGCUUGCUGUAGUGCCUUGAUUGAAUUCUGUUCCUCUUUUGAGGGCAAAGGCAGGAAGUUUGGUUCCCCCAGCACGGAGGUUCCGCAUCUCGAGGUCAGAGUGAGGUCACUUGCCUUCUCCUGUUCUCGUACUCAGUGAUGACUUCUUUUUUUCGUUUUGAUUUCCGAUGAAUGACAGAUUUGGUCAUACUCAAUGAAGGAUUAUUACUUUGUUUUGUAUUUUCCUCACAUAUUGAUAUGCAAGAAUUUUACAGACUAUUGGUUUUUUUGUUGUUUUUCUUUUGGUUGUGACUGGUGUGGAUUUGUGUAUUUGUUUUCGUUGUUGCUGCUGUUGAUGAAGCUAAGAAUUUGCAGCACACUUUUCUUUUGUUGUCGUUCCAAGUACAUCGGCAGAAUAUCAACAACAGAUUAGCAUUCGUCACUACCAAAUACUCCAAUCAUAGGAAGCAUGCUUUUGAGUGUGUUUGUUUCCGUUUAUAAUCCGAGAAGUACCUUAAGCGAUGUUUUUUUUUUUUUUUUUUUUUGCAACAAUGACUAGUUUACUCCUUUUAAAACAAUGACUGUAGUUUACCUUUUUUUACUGUGUUAGUUGAUUCUGAUUACGUAUCACUGCAGGAGGAUGACAGGUUAAUUUCCUCUCUUUUUUUUGUUUUUCUUUCCUCAUCUCAAAACUGCAGAUAUACUUCAGACAGACAUACAGUGUUUCUAAUUGAGGGACGGUAAAACGUCAUGAAUUUAUACUCUCUGUGGUAAUCGGUUUUAGCUACAUUGUAAUGGAAGCUUCUUCAGCUGUUAUUGUUUUUUUUACACUACUCUGGAAGUACUUGCAUUUAACUUUACUCUAAACUGUAAAUGCAGUGGAAAUACAGGACGGCUCUGGUAAGCGCGAGCACUUGUUGGAACGACUCCUAUUAUGAGCCUUGGCUAUUAAUGUGAACUGCUACAACGAGGGUCAAAUCGAUAUAUAUGAAGAAGUGCUGAGCACCUUUUUGGACAUCUGAAGAAUUUCUGCAAGUGGAUAUUUAAAGAAUCCUAUCUAGACGCAAGAUCAUAAGCAUACUAGAAUUACUUGGAUUUGUUUUGUUGUUUUCCCACAUCAACUUGUUUUUGAAAUGUAAGCAAAUCUCGCUAUGUACUAUUUUCGUCGUUCUGACUCCAUGCAGUGAAUGCCAGUCAUAAAUUUGGAGAAAACCUCCGGAUUGCAUUUUUAAGUAUUGUCUGUCCCAAUGUAAGACAUGAUGUCUUUGCAAGAGAUCAGGUUGUCAUGGUUUUUUUCGAAGAAGCCACAGAUUUAGUGUAAUGAAAUUGUUUCCUGUAAAUAAUAAAUGAUGUCAGCGUCUUUGUGUUG
Messenger RNA from Clupea harengus (Atlantic herring), 6290 nucleotides. RefSeq names its product STE20-like serine/threonine-protein kinase (gene slkb). Gene Ontology annotation, biological process: protein phosphorylation. The record is from RefSeq and is a predicted model, not a curated record. Gene Ontology annotation, molecular function: ATP binding; protein serine/threonine kinase activity. Lineage: Eukaryota; Metazoa; Chordata; Actinopteri; Clupeiformes; Clupeidae.